AUGCCACACGAAAUUCAGUCAAAAUCUCAACGUACAGUGGUUCAUCCACGAACAUUUAGUGGUCUAAAAGACGUUCUCGUUGAAAUGUUAAAAAAUGAUCAACAAUUACAAACACAAGUGCCUGCCAUAGUCAGUUCUAAUAAUAGUGAUGUAUCAAGCUCAGCCAAAGAUAUUAUUGAUGUUAUGUAUCAAGGAGUCUUAAAAGAACUUGGUCAACGUUUGGGUGCAUUAGAAAAACAAACCGUUGCAUUAGAAAAGAAAACAGAAGAUUUAGAACGAUAUAAUCGUACAUGGUGCCUGCGUUUUUAUGGUCUUAAAGAAAGUCAACGUGAGAAUACAACAGCUAAAGUAAUCCAGUUUAUUAAUACAGAAUUGCAACUAAAAUUAUCCAUGGACGAAAUUGAAAAUAGUCAUCGUAUUCGUCAUGAAAAUAAUAAACCUACAAGUCAACAAAAUAAUGAUGAUAAAUGUCAUGCAGUAAUCGUUCGAUUUUAUUCAAGAUCUGUUCGACAAUCGGUGUUAGCAUCAUUAGUCAAAUUGAAAGACUCUCAAAAACCAAGUAAUUCUAUACCCGUUAAGCAAAUUAAACAAGUAAUAUAUGAUUAUAGAGCGGCUGAUUGCGAUGGAUAUCGUCGUGAGCUCUCGGAAACUAACUGGCAUCAGUUAAUUCAUGGAUGCUCUCUUGAUGAAGCUGCUGACCUUAUUCAAAAUAGAAUUAUUGAAGUUGCGAAUUUGUUCAUACCGAACAAAUUAAUCACGCUAUCAUCAAGGGAUAAACCUUGGUUUACCGAAAAUCUACGUUCUCUUGCAAGAGUGAAAAAUAAGGCUUAUAAACGCUAUCAAACCACAAAAAAUGAGCGUGACUGGUUGUCUUUUAAAACAAUCGCUAAGGAGUUUGAAGCUGAAUGUAUGAAAGCAAAAAGUUCAUUCUACAGCAAAUUGUCGACGGACUUGAAUACAAAAUCAAAACGGUGGUGGUCAAUGGUUAAACAUACUUUAGGUGCCAAUGCCUUAUCUUCUGUCCCUCCAAUAAAAGCUAGUAACGGUGAACUCAUGACGGAUUCUAAAGAUAAGGUUAACAUUCUUAAUGAUUAUUUUGCAUCUAUAUGUACGAUGGCGUCUCAAGACGCCAAUGAAAUACCUAAGCAAAUUAAACAGAAUAAAAUGAAAAUGUCAGCUUUUUUAAUCUCUGAGCCAGAAGUAAUUGAUCUAUUGAAUAAAUUAGACUGUCUCAAAGCUUCAUCACCAGGUGUAUCUCCACGAAUGUUGAAAGAAGCGUCUUGGUCGAUCUCAAGUAUUUUAUCGAGUUAUUUGUCCAACAGAGAGAUUAUUACAAUGGUUGAGGGUAGAUAUUCAUCUAAACGUGUAAUAAAUCGUGGUGUUCCUCAAGGGUCUGUUCUUGGGCCGUUGUUGUUUUUAGUGUACAUUGAUGAUUUGUGCAACGGUAUUAUGAGUACUAUUAAACUAUUUGCAGAUGAUGUUUCACUCUAUACUCCAGGUAUUGAUAUAUUACGAGCAGCAACAACGAUUAAUAAUGAUCUUGUCAUUAUUAAUCAGUGGGCGAAAGACUGGACGCUUUCAUUAAAUGCUAAUAAAUGUGUAGCUAUGUGUUUCUCUUUAAAAAGUUUACACAUAUUAACUAUAUAUUGUUAA
Didymodactylos carnosus is the source of this 1653-nucleotide messenger RNA. Lineage: Eukaryota; Metazoa; Rotifera; Eurotatoria; Philodinida; Philodinidae. The record is from the annotation of a GenBank genome assembly.